AUGGCCAACUUCAGCAAGCCCGCGGGUCUUUUGACUGUGCUCUUCACCCUCUUCGCCCUCAUUCAAUUCACCGCUGCCUUCCAGCAUGGCUCCUCUCAUCAUCAGCAUCUCGCUCGUGACGACGCCGAAAUCCUGGCCCGCAUCGACAAGCUUAGUCAGGAGGUUCAAAAGCGCCAGUCUCAAGCCUACAUAGUCAUCACCGGUGUAUGCAGUACCGGUUGGAAUAACGAGGCCAAGUGCAAUCCCGGUAGCCAAGCCGCUCCUCGUUUGGAGGUACGCGAAAUGGCGCGCAACAGCGAUCAAUUCAACUUGUUCCUGCUCGGCAUGGAGAGGUUCCAGGCCAAGGACAAGAAUGACCCUUUGUCGUAUUACAAAGUUGCCAGUGUUCACGGCCGUCCUUUCGUAACCUACAACAACUUCCCUACACCUCUCUUGAACCAGGCCGGUUUCUGCCCUCACGCCGCCACUAUUUUCGCUCCAUGGCAUAGGCCCUUUGUUGCUCUCUUCGAGCAAGCCUUGUACCUUUGCGUACUUGAAGUCAUUGCCGAGUUCCCUUCCAAUCAGCAGCAGCAUUUGAGGGAGGUCGCCUCUACAUUGCGUCUUCCAUACUGGGAUUGGGCCUCCACUCGCAACGACCGCUCCGUCGCUAGCAUGCUUACGGAUCAAUUCGUUGGCGUCACCAAGGCCCAAGGACCUGUUCGAAUUGUCAAUCCGCUUUACAAGUACAACAUGGGUACCUAUCCAACCGAACUGGGCCCUGGACCAUGGAACAGUUUCCCCGAGACUCUUCGUCGCCCGCUCGGCAACCCCACUCGCAGUAACAACAACGAAAUGGUGGCUCGCUUCGAGUCUGCGCGCACUUCUAUGGCCAACCGUGUCUUUGACUUGUUCGCCAGCAAAGCUUCUUGGGGCGAUGUCACUUCUGCAGGUAUCGGUGUGCGCACUCAAUCGAGCGGUGGUGGCGUGGACAGUUUCGAGUCUCUGCACGAUCUUGUUCACAAUAUCGCUGGUGGUGAAUCUGGUGGUACCAUGUAUUACCUUGAUCGCUCUGCUUUCGACCCCAUGUUUUGGCUGCAUCAUUGCAACAUUGAUCGAUUGGUUGACAUGUAUCACUACGUUUCUCCCAAUACCUGGAUGUCUCCCGGCAACAUCAGAUUCCCCAUGGCGCAAUGGAACCAGGGUGAACCCAAGAACCAAUACACUCCUUUGAAGCCCUGGACCAAGGAUACCCGCGGCACUUACUUUACUGCUAUGGAUCUCAAGGAUACGCGUGUAUUCAACUACUACUACCCCGAGACCAGCGACCGUUCCGCCCAGCAAGUAAUCCAAGCUGUCAACAGGCUAUACGGUUCAAACGGUAGGUCCCUUAGCAAGCGUGAUGGUGCUGCUGCUUUCGGCCCUACUGGUCAAUAUCUCGGACGCGACAUUGUGGAGGGUGACUACCACACUGUCCUUUCUAUUAUCGCUGACAAGUACGCGAUGACUGGAUCCUACACCAUCCAUUGCUUCGUCGGAAAGCCCGAAAGCAACUCCACUGCACCUUAUCCUCUUGCGAACUCUACUUCGCCCCGCCCGGUUGGAAGCUCUACUGCAUCUGCCACUUCGCCUCUCAGCACUGGAACAGCUCCUUACAGCAACAACACUGACGCCGACUACGACCCGUCUACCGAUUUCACUCAAUGGUCUAGCUAUGUUGGUUCUUUUGGUGUCCUCGGUGCGUCAAUGAAGGGUGGUGCCAACUCUUCCCAACCCGUCAUGAUUGAGGGUUCCCUUCCUUUGACCACGUGCCUUCAAGGCAAGGAAGCCAAGGGUGAACUUGAAUCUCUACGUCCCGAGCACGUUGGACCUUACCUAAAGGAAAACCUUUACUACAAGGUCGUUGGUCUAGAUGGCGAAAUUGACCCGGACACCAUCCCCAACUUCCACGUCAGCGUCAGGUCCAACCCAGCCAAGCCCGCAGCCUCCCCAGAUGAGCUCCCCGAUUUGAGUGCACCUGCCGAGACUCUCCAUGAAGCUACUGCACACCUACCCGCUGGAAAGCCAUUUACGUACAUCCCCAGCGCCAUCGACAUCCCGCUGCCCGAUACAUCGGAAUACAUGCAGCCUAGCAGCGAUGGCACACACCCCAAGAGCCCCAGCAACGGUGUCUUCCCUUACCCAUCUAUGCCUUGGGAGGAGAAUGGCUACUGUGUCAGUGAACAAACGAUUGAGUAUGUUGACCCGCAAGGCAACUUCCUCUACUCUUCCAUGUAAGGUAGUUCCUGCCCAAGUGGGAAAUGAUGGGAUAGAAGGGGAAGAUGAGUUGUGCUUGUGUGUACGAAGGAUCCUUUUACAUAAUACCUUUUCGCAAUGUAUAUUUGAUACGAGAAUUUUGUUUCCUUUUUUACACAGUGUCAUUGGUAUAUCCCAAGGUUUAAGCAGGAAUGUCAGCAUCUCUUAGCGUCGCAAUUGUAUCUCAUUUUGCAAUCCUUGGGAGUAUGAGUCGCGUGGAUUGACAAGCCUGCACUUUGGGUGAGUAGGCUUCGCAAGUUGUUUCAGUUGAUGCUAGUAGUUACACCUAUGUCUAUGGAGUAUCUAGGUGAUGUCCUUGGUCGAACUUACGUAGUGCCUAAAUAUAAGC
Molecule: messenger RNA, 2620 nt
Organism: Pyrenophora tritici-repentis Pt-1C-BFP
Lineage: Eukaryota; Fungi; Ascomycota; Dothideomycetes; Pleosporales; Pleosporaceae
Product: tyrosinase
Molecular function (GO): oxidoreductase activity
Source: RefSeq, a predicted model, not a curated record